Molecule: messenger RNA, 2051 nt
Organism: Cotesia glomerata
Lineage: Eukaryota; Metazoa; Arthropoda; Insecta; Hymenoptera; Braconidae
Exons: 5
Coding region: 326-1423 (365 amino acids)
Source: RefSeq, a predicted model, not a curated record
UAUAGGUAAUACUAUACUUUGUCCUUCUGUAUUUCGUAGUCCUUUAGCAUUAAUAGCUCCUAUAAAGAUAACUAAUGAAAAAAAUUCGUAUGUUUUUUACAAGUAAUAAAUACGUCUCAAAUUGUCACAAGAAUUAAUAUUGUUGAUAGUUAUGGACGUUGACUGAAUCAUACCUCUAUGAUUAAUCCAUCCUGAUAGUUUAAAUAUUUUAAUUACCAACUGGAUUAGUCGUUCUGUCUAUGUAAUAUACAUUCACGUCUCGAGAGACCCAAUCAGGUCAAAUAUAAUCAAUUUAACGGUUGACGGAAGAUAAAAUGUCGUAUUGAUGUUUUUUAUCCAACAGAAAAUGGCUAAAUUGCAUAUCUUCAAAUGUUUUUAUUUAUUUCUCGUAAUAGUGAUCAAUAUUACUACUGAUUUUUGUUACGCAAAAUUAAAAUACUCUCUAUCGAAGCAUGAAUCUUAUGAAACAUACAAUCUCACUCAAGAAGAAAUUUGCCAUCCUUUACGAGGCAAAGCUAAACCAAUACCAAAGUUAACUCAUGCUAUAACAAUAGAACCUAGUUAUAUUUUUCAGAGCUGGAGAACACCUCGGAAUGCUGAUUUAAUAUGUAAAUUUAUUGUUAAAACAGCACAUCGACAAAAUUUGAUGGUUGUUAUACAGAAUUUGUCAUUUCGUCAAAAUGGUUCUAAAUGUCUGGAUUAUGUCAAAUUUAAACGAAAAAAUCAUGAUGAUGGUAAAACAUUUUGCGGAAAAAUUGACUAUGAGAGAGUACACGAUGAUUUUGCCAGGAAUAUUGUUGGUGAAUUCACUAGUAAUAUGGAAGAUGAAAUAGAAACAACGAUAUUAGUAUCGAAACAACCUUUAGAUCCAGAAGAUCCUCCCUUGAAUAUAACACUUGUAUUUACUCCAUUUAAAGACUGUUUCCGUAGUGAAGGUUUAAAUAACAAUGGUCAGAUUUAUAAACGACCAACAGAAACAUCAGAGUAUUGUUUACCAGAGGAUUAUAUCUGUGAUGGGAUAACAAAUUGUCUUCCUGAAAUAUGUAAAGACGAGUCAAAUUGUCCUGAGAUAAUCGUAAGCAAUGGAAUUGGAACAAAAGUAACAAUAACUGCCGUUUCGACAAUAUUACUCUGUUUUAUAAUAUUUUUAAUGGGUCUAUGGAUUUGCCGGCGAAACCACAAACUAUGUUGGUCUCCGGACUGUGCUGGUCCGCCGAAUCCGGAUGACCAUAGAUUUGCAAAUGCCAAUAAUCGUGGAUCAGGUAAUUUUACUGAUCAACAGUCGCCGCCGGUACCUUCCGCGCCAAUGCUUCAAGUUGCCGUUCUUUCGUCACCCGCUGACAAAGAUUUGCCGCCUAGUUAUGACUCUCUAUUCCCCGCGGAGGACGUCGGGGCUCCGCCACCCGUGCACAGUAAUAUAUAAAGUUAUUUUUAUUAUAUAAAUUUACUAUUAUAAUAUACGUAAUACGUAAUAAUAAUUAGUAUUCAUUAAGGUCACAUGUUACCUUUGUUGCGCGUUUUUGAAUUGCAAUUAUUCAACGCUCAAUUAUUUGAACAAAUUGUACAUGAAAUUAUUGACUAAUAUUCAAGCUGAUUUGUUAUGUUAUACGGCAGUAUUUUAAAUGAUCUAAAUUGUAUAUAAAUAUUUAAUAAUAUACGUAAUGAUAUGUAGUUGAUAAUAAUUAUAAGUAAUAUUAAUAUUAAUCGUGAUUUUUAAUUCUUUCAAAGUAAACAUGCCAAAUUAACUUUAUAAUUAUCUCAAGCAAUUAGAUAUUUAUGUAUAAAAAAAAUUUUAUUAUAUAUAAUCGGAUCUACCCGCAGCUAAUUAUUUACAAUACGGAUUAUCCGUAAAGUAUAAUCUAAUCGGAUUUAAUUAUAUAUUUUAAUACAGCGAUGUAUAAUUACGUACAAUAUGUGUCUUCGUUUUUUUAUAAGUUAAACUCAUCGAUCAAAGUGUACUUAAAGUCUUUUCUUUAUUAUCAUUUUAAUACGGUAUACUUUAUGUACCGCUAAUAAAUCAACGUCUUUAAUGAUGUAAUUUUUCAUACCUU